GGAUGUGUGUGUAAAAGAGGAGGAAAGGGAGUUGGAAUCAUCCAGAGUGGAAAAUGUGAAACAAAGCUGUGAGGCUGAUCACAGUGAGCUCUCUGACCUCCAGGGUGGUGAAUGUUGUUUGGUCAAUGUCUCUGCUGAGAUGGCUAGUUCCAUUGAAAUGCAGGAAGAUGAGAAACCUAGACCUGAGGAUGAGUCACAAAACUGUUUAGAUAAUUAUGUGAAAUACCAAUCUAAUUCAAGCAGAGACAUGGAGUCCUGUGGAGGACUUCAUGAGGGAGCAGAUACAGAAGAUGUUGAUAGUGUCACAAUAAAACCAAACCACAAAGACACAGGAGAAUGUAGUCAAAGGAGUGAUGUCUGUCAACAGUCAAAUGAGAUCCAGACAGUCGCUGUAAAAGAAGACAACAUGGCACUAGAGUCAGACCAAAAUAGCAGCGUGAUACAAACGGAUGCAUCUACUUCAACUGAUGCUGCUCAGUCUCUGAUGGACACGCAGACUGGGUGCACAGAGCUCGAUCAAAAUAUUGAAUAUGUAGCAAACGUUCAGGCUGAAUCAGACACUGAUUGGAAUGAUGGAGCUCAGAAUUUGACAGAUGUCCAGGUGUCGGAUCAACUUUUGGAGAACAAGGAAAUGGAGCAAGACGCAGUAAAUGGAAGGCAGGUUGUUGUAAAUGAGCCGAGAGAAAAAACUCACAAGGCAAAGGGAGGAGAGAGCUCAAAGAAAGUCACCUUCAUCCUGGAACCUGAGCUCAUCAAUGACUCAACCCUGUCCGAGGCCAAUACCUCCACUGAGUCCAGGGCAGAGACGAGUAUGUCAGAUGCCGAGCUGAACUCCCAUGAUGAGUCCAACACGGCUGAAAUAAUCGACCAGAUGUUCGACGAGGUGCUGGAAUACGCUGGAAGAAUGGAAGAGAAGAGGAGGGGCGACGAAGACACCGAGGACCACGACAGUGGCAUCUGCGUUUGCCCCAGGGACAAAGACAAGGUGGAUACGGAGUCGGAGAAGGAGAAGAGUGAAGAAGAGGGGGAGUCCAAAGAAGAAGAGCACGAUGAGAGCAAGAAGCUUGAAAGCAACAGAGAUGAGCUAACUUUUCCUCCCAGCGGUAUUCUCUCACCUCUCAGCAAGUCUGUAGAGGCUGUGGUUACCCCUCUGCGACUGGCAGCGAGCCAGGAGUCCAAUCCUUCCUCCCUGCUCUUGACUCCAGUAGAGACCAGCACCACCCCUAUUGCUGAAUCUGCUCCUCUCUACAGUAUCGAUGCCUACCGCACACAAAGACAGAGUAAGCUGCCCACCAUUCAGAGCGUCACUCCUGGUGUUCAGAGACGAGCUCCAGAGAAGUCCCAACCUCAACCCUCCAUCAACACCAAGGAGAAAAUCACGGCUCUUAAUGAAGAAGCAGGGAAGCUGCAGACUGUGAUCAACCAGACCCUGCAGGCUCUGAGCUGCUGUACUGAUGAGGAUCACGGACGGGGCUCGCUGGAGGAGGCUGAAGCUGAAAAGCUACUCUUGGUCUCCUGUGAGAAACGCUCGGCCCUGCUGGCAGAGGUGGCCAGACUGAGAGAGGAGAGGAACUCCGAGUCAGGAGAGGACAGUGAGUAUGUUUCCCAGCAGGCCUGCAGAGGGACCAUCAGCAUCACAAAGAUCCAGCUGCCUCUCAAGGUGGAAUUUGUCUGCUCUUCCCACAAGCGCACAGGUCGGCCAAGUCACUACUUUUUCGUCCUGAUCCGCUACGGGCCCUGCAACAUUGUCGCCACCCCGCUGGCCACAGCUGCUGAUGCUCAGAAUGGAGACACCAUCUCCUUCCCGACUUCCGUCACUCUGAAAGAUAUCCGCUCAUCCUUUGAGAUUGAUGUGGAGGUCUACAGCCUGUCCCACACAUCCGGUAGUAACUGCAGCGUGGACCGGACCACCACCAAGUCCCGGGUCACGCCAAGAAAGCUUCUGAACACUAUCACAAGAUCCAGUAACAGUCUGACAUCUACUGUUCUUCCCGCUCUCAACACUCGUCGCUCCAGCAACUUUUGUCUGGUGGGCUCCCACAAGAUCACCUUGGCCUCACUGGGAAACAGCAAGUUCCCUCUGGAUAAGAUGAAACUUGAGGGCAAAAUCAGGAGGCUGCUGGGAGAUGAAUUUCAGGAAAAGGUGCCUUUUCUCUCACCUCUAGAGGGCAACAUCUACCUGCGAAUGGACAGCGAAAGUCACUCUAAUGUUCAGCACCAAGGCUUCCUGACCAUGUUUGAGUUGAUCAGUGGAUACGGGGUGUGGCAUCGCCGAUAUUUUGUUCUGGUGGGAUGCAACAUGUACUACUGGAACCACCCCAACGACCAAGAAACUAAGGAGGCAGAGGGCAGCAUUUCUCUGUCCAGCUCCCACAGUCGGUGUGUCAGGCCUGUGAAGAGAGACUCCUGUGCUCGCCCCUUCACCUUCGAGCUGGUCAGCAACGUCCCACAGCAGCAGGACGCCAAGUGUUGGUUUUCAGCCGACACCAAACAGGAGAGACUGGACUGGAUGGAGAAAUUCAACCAGGUGCUGUUGGACUUUCACACGUGGAACCGAACAUCAGCAGCCCAAACAGAGAGUCAGCAGUCCAGCUCGUCCAGCAGUGGGAACCUGAGGGAGAGCAUACUGUAACUAGAUCACUAAACCAGCAAACCCACUCACAUGUGCUUUUCUUAUAGCGUCAGCUGCCUGGUGUUCAUUAAAACACACAGUGGAAUCUGCUUUAAUGUGGUGGGUAGACGAGGUGCUACCAGGGUUUAAAUUCUUUAUCUCAGAGCUGCAGGAGAUUUUUCUUUUUUGGGAGACGUCUAUUUGAUUUUCUUGCUAUUGUUUAUUUCUUUUUUUUUAAUCUGAAUCCAAUCUGUACGGUUGGGUUUUUUUUACUUUUAUUUGCCAACUAACAGUUGCCAUUUGAACAUUUUUAGUUUUUCUUUAUUAUGAUUUUUGUUGAAAAGGUUUUAUUUUGACUGUUUUUGUUCUGUGGCAAUCAGCUGCUUUAGCCUUUUGUUGGCAAUAUAAUUUGGUCACUUUGAGUAGCUAAGGGGAAUCUUCUUGUAGCUUAUAUAUUUUGACAUAAUUUACACAUGUAUUUAGAAUCGUAUUGUAUUUUUGUAUCAUUUAAACUGGAAGGAAAAACAAAUUAUAUAGAUACAUUAAUAAAUAUUGAAGGUGAAGGAUGUCUAUAACUACUAAACUAAUGUAGGAUGAGAAUGUAAUUGAAAUGGUGGGAAACACUACGAGUUAUUAGAAUAUGGAAGGAAUGCUAGCUCGUUGGAGCCGUUAUUAGUCAUUCAGACACGCAGUAGCUGCUUCUGUUGGGUGAAAUAAUGAGGUUUGGAUCACAGGCCGGGUCAAUCCAGUCUAGGUGGAAGCCAGCUGAUAUUUGACUGUUUCUUUAUAAUGUGAUAGAACAACACUUGGUGCCUUUUUUAACUAAAGAAGUAACCAGUUAAAAUGCCAUCACUUGGGGUUUUUCCCAGUGCCCCUGCAAUGUUCCCUCAUAUUCCCAGGUACAUGAUUUGUAUUACUGCAGAUACUUAAGCCCAUAUAAUUAAAUAUUUAAACCUAUAUUGUAUGUGUAAUACAGUUGAUGAGGUCAAAGAAUGAAUGUAGUCUGUUCUGCCUGAUGUCUCUGUUCUUUUACAUGUAUGUCCACCUUUCAGUCUGUCACUGUCAUAAAUGUUAUUCAUGUGAACUCUCAUUCUAUGCACUUAAUUGGAAGUAUACAAUAAAUUGAUUUGA
This is a messenger RNA of Anoplopoma fimbria (sablefish), 3742 nucleotides long. RefSeq lists its product as uncharacterized. The transcript is spliced from 17 exons. Gene Ontology annotation, biological process: septin ring organization; actomyosin contractile ring assembly; mitotic cytokinesis. NCBI's taxonomy places the organism in Eukaryota, Metazoa, Chordata, Actinopteri, Perciformes, Anoplopomatidae. Gene Ontology annotation, cellular component: actomyosin contractile ring. The record is from RefSeq and is a predicted model, not a curated record. The coding region runs from base 140 to 2632 and encodes 830 amino acids.